Messenger RNA from Triticum dicoccoides, 1248 nucleotides. RefSeq lists its product as uncharacterized. Bases 118 to 930 code for a protein of 270 amino acids. NCBI's taxonomy places the organism in Eukaryota, Viridiplantae, Streptophyta, Magnoliopsida, Poales, Poaceae. The transcript has 6 exons. Gene Ontology annotation, cellular component: thylakoid; chloroplast stroma. Gene Ontology annotation, biological process: chlororespiration. The record is from RefSeq and is a predicted model, not a curated record.
CGCGAGAAGCUAGCCGAUCUUUGAACUCAGCCGUCCUCCACACCUGCAAAACCAAAGGAAUUGAGCAAGGAAGUACGUAGCUAGGCAGAUAUCAUCGGAGGCACGCACGCACGCACGAUGGCCACCAUCUCUUCUUGCAGCCGCCUGUGCGGCGGCGGCGGCGGCAGCAGCACCGCCUUCCACCGCCGCCGCAGCCGGCCCGCGCGGGCCGCCGUUAUCACCUGCCGGAGGUUCUCGGCCGUCGUCCGCGCGGCCGCGGCCGCCUCUGCCACCGCCGCGGCGCCCGUGUCCGUCGUGCCACAGAGCAAGGAGGUGAAGCUUCCAACGUGGGCGGAGUUCGAGCUGGGGAAGGCGCCGGUGUACUGGAAGACCACCAACGGCCUUCCUCCAGCCCCGGGAGAGGGCCUGAAGAUAUUCUACAACCCAGGGACGAGCAAGCUGACACCCAACGAGCAGUUCGGCAUCGCGUUUAACGGGGGCUUUAACCAGCCGAUCAUGUGCGGCGGCGAGCCGAGGCAGAUGACGCUGCAGGAGAGGGGGAAAGCCUGCCCCCCCAUCUACACCAUCAGGAUCCGGGUGCCGCAGCAUGCCAUGUCUCUGGUUUUCUCCUUCACCAACGGAAAUGAAUGGGACGGGGCAUACACCCUCAAGUUCAAGGUCCCCAAGCCAUGGCUCGACAAGCCUCUGAGCUUCUUCAACGAGGGGCUGGCUGACGAGCUCAACAUGGAGGGCGCCUGCGACAGGGCCAUCUUCCCGGAUGAGAACAUCGUCAUCACAAGCUGCGACAUCGGCGGCUUCUACGAGGAGGGGGGAGACCGGUGCAAGCUGGACAUCGUGAGCGGGUGCAUGGACCCGACCUCGCACAUGUUCGACCCGCUGGCCACCAUCGACGACGGCUCCUGCCCGCUGGACUCUGAUACGGAGGAGUGACCACCACCAAGACGACAUGAGCAGCAGCUUCACAAUAUGUACUCAUAAGACGAGGAGAGGAGAGCCACAAUUGGUCGAUGUGCGCGCCCUCCUCUCUCGUUUAUAUACUUGUAAAAAGGGAAUGGUUGUGAUACGAUUAAAGGAAGAAGGAUAGUACGACAGUGCGCACUAGGUGGACACGAGCGUUUCGCUGGAAACAUGGAUGCAUGACAUGUGCUGAUUCUAUCUCUCAAACAAAUGUACAUGAAAGGAAAAACAGCAUAGUACCUGUUUUGUAAGGUGCAGGCAUGGCCAGGGGAGUUCAGGAAUUCUUUUUUU